AUGAGCAUCCAUCUUAGAGACGGCUUGCUUAAUCAGUCUUUUGACCAUGUGCUAGAGGAUAUCUUGGUCCGUUUUGUCGUCAAUGUCCCCAAAGAGGACUUGUCGUCUCUAGAAAGAGUUUUCUUUCAGGUCGAGGAAGGUCAAUGGUUUUACACGGACUUUGUGCGUCUUGCGAACCCAUCAUUGCCAUCGAUGAAAAUGAAAUCGUUUGCACCCAAGAUUUUGGGCAAAUGUCCGUUGGUUUGGAAAUGGGGGGACCCAAGUGAGGCAUUGAGUCAGUUUGGCAAGUAUAAGUCCACCAUUCCUGUGCGCGGUAUUGCAUUGAUGAACAGAGAUUUGACAAAGCUUGUGCUUGUUCGUGGGCCUGAUUCUGGUACCUGGUCUUUUCCGAGAGGUAAGAUAUCGAAGGACGAAUCUGACAUUGAGUGUGCCAUUAGAGAAGUUCGCGAGGAGACAAGUUUUGAUGCUCGUGAUUACGUCAAUGAAUCAGACGUCCUUGAGAGAACAAUUGGGGGUAAAAACUUCCGCAUAUACUUGGCCAGAAAUGUCCCUGAGGACUUCAAUUUCGAACCUUUGGUGCGAAACGAGAUCGCAGAUAUCAAAUGGUUCAAUGUGAAACAGCUCAGGAAGUCAGUUCGUACCAACCAUAAUAAGUUUUAUGUGAUCAACGCCAUGAUGGAACCAUUGUAUGGUUGGAUCAAUAAACAGAAGGGUGCAAAUGACGAUACAUUGAUAAGAGAAGCGGAAAUUAAAUUGAAACAAUUGAUGGGUAUCACGCCAUCCGAGACUUCUAUGAAUAACGAUGCUGGCAGGGAACUCCUCAACAUACUUCAGGCUACUAAGCCCCAAGAGGCUGCUGCUUCAGCUGGCCCAGCAAGCUUAAACGAGCAGCACAAGAUGCCUAUGACCCUACCCCAACAUCUUCAAGACAUCUACGCUAGUUCUGUGCAAAUGCCACCGUUCUUCCUGCCAGUAUUUCCUCAUGCAUCUAACGUGCCUCCAGCAAAUUUUCCUUUGCCUAACUUCGGUGGCCUUCAUUCCCAACCACCUCAUCCUCCAAUGCCUCGCCAACAGUCUGCCAACCAAUUUUCAUUACUGUCUCCUGGAGAGUUCAAGCAGCCCGUGCUUGAACAAGCCAUUCCUUCAAAGCCUGUAACACCUGUAACACCAGUUGCGCCCAAAUCCUCUAGUUCAGCCAAUUCUAAAGAACUUUUGUCGCUCUUAAAAGGCAAGAAAUUGUCAAAUAUCGCAAAUCCAGUCUCUGAUAGCGCAGAGCCACUUAUGGGGCGAGAAUCUCCUGCGAGACUGACGGCCACUCCUCCUGUGAAAAAGAUCACGUUAUUAAAACGAGACAAAAACUCAAACGAUAACGACUCCGCUACUCUUCUAUCAAUAUUGGGUAAAAAACCUCCUAGCCCAGAAAGUCCAAAGUCACAAGGAACGGAGCCAGAAACACAUUCCACCACUGCCAAUGCCCCAAGCUUCUUGAGCAUUCUCAAUCAAGGUCGUAAGAAAUCUGAGACCGAUCAUGUUAACAACGAUUCCCAUACUUCUACCUCGGACUCUUUUGGUUUCUUGAACCAGACGUCACAUGGGCUUAACGGCCAAGACUCUAGGGAUGCCUCCAGAGAAUUGAUGAUGGCACUCAAUAAACCCGAACAACAAAGCUCCGGAAGGAAAGCAUCAGACUCUGCAGGAUUCUUGAGCAUCUUAAAGAGAGACUCUCAAUCGCAGCCAUCUCCAAACCAACCAGCCGUCAAUGCUCAGCCCAUCUCUAUGACAGGUUUAUCACCCAUUCCUCCUAAGGCCGAGAAACCAAACUCUGCAGAUUUGAGUGCCGGUAACCAAAUCUUGUCAAUGCUCAACCGCAACACUGAUUCUCCUAACCAAUUCGCCCAACUGAUGGCAAAACCAGCUGCUACCAACUUCUCGAAUUUCGAUGAUUUUGAUAAUUUCGAAGACUUCGAAGACUUCAAUGAAAUUUCUGAGUCUCAGAAGGACAUUUACAACAGCAUUGCCAAUAACUUUGAUAUUGCUACAGAUGAAGAAGAUUACUUAGAUGCGACGGAUUACGCCCUGCCAAAGGCUCAUCCCCCCACGUUGAGUCUGCCAGAUACGAAUCAAUCUAGCCAAGAUGCUACUUUUGCUACAAACACUGCUGGCGCAGGACUCCUACUGCUUUUGAAGAGCGGAAAUCCAAACACUCAAAGGAGAUAUCUGUCUUUGCAAGAGACCUACGGCGUUCCUCCGCUUGCUCCACAACAACAACACCAGCAACAGUCACAGCAGCCACAAGCAUUUCCAGCGGAGACCCAGAAAUCGAAUACUAAUGGCGCUCUGAUCCUUCGUUUGCUCAAGCGUGAUAAAGAUUAA
Molecule: messenger RNA, 2373 nt
Organism: Australozyma saopauloensis
Lineage: Eukaryota; Fungi; Ascomycota; Pichiomycetes; Serinales; Metschnikowiaceae
Gene: DCP2
Product: decapping enzyme complex catalytic subunit
Exons: 1
Coding region: 1-2373 (790 amino acids)
Biological process (GO): deadenylation-dependent decapping of nuclear-transcribed mRNA; nuclear-transcribed mRNA catabolic process, nonsense-mediated decay
Cellular component (GO): cytoplasm; P-body
Molecular function (GO): 5'-(N(7)-methylguanosine 5'-triphospho)-[mRNA] hydrolase activity; RNA binding; manganese ion binding
Source: RefSeq, a predicted model, not a curated record